GUGGGUUGUAUGUCACUUUGUGUACCAGCACAUCUAUGAUGGGGAAGAUCAUCUUUUACGAGGACAGGAACUUCCAGGGCCGCCACUAUGAGUGCAGCAGCGACUGUGCUGACCUGCACUCCUACUUCAGUCGCUGUAACUCCAUCCGUGUGGAGAGCGGCUGCUGGGUUCUGUACGAGCGCCCCAAUUACAUGGGGUACCAGUACGUGCUGACCAGGGGAGAGUACCCCGACUACCAGCGCUGGAUGGGGUACAAUGACUCCAUCAGGUCCUGCCGCACUUACAGCUAUGCCAGAGGAGGCUCCUACAGCAUGAGGAUCCAUGAGAGACCCGACUUCGGAGGCCAGAGGAUGGAUUUCAGUGAUGACUGCGAGUCUGUCCACGAUCGUUUCCACAGCCGUGAAAUCCACUCCUGUAACAUCAUGAAUGGUUACUGGAUCUUCUACGAGCAGCCCAAUUACAGAGGAAGACAGUACUUCCUGAGGCCCGGAGAGUACAGGAGAUACAGUGACUGGGGGGCACAUUCUCCAAUGGUUGGGUCUUUCAGGCGCAUCAUGGAUUUAAUGGGCAAGAUUGUAUUCUACGAGGACCGCGACUUCCAGGGCCGCCACUAUGAGUGCAGCAGCGACUGUGCUGACCUGCACUCCUACUUCAGCCGCUGUAACUCCAUCCGUGUGGAGAGCGGCUGCUGGGUCCUGUACGAGCGCCCCAAUUACAUGGGGUACCAGUACGUGCUGACCAGGGGAGAGUACCCCGACUACCAGCGCUGGAUGGGAUACAGCGACUCCAUCAGGUCCUGCCGCAUGAUCCCACACGACAGCAGUGGCUCCUACAGAAUGAAGAUCUAUGAGAGACCCGACUUCGGAGGCCAGUCGAUGGAGUUCAGUGAUGACUGCGAGUCUGUCCACGAUCGUUUCCACAGCCGUGACAUUCACUCCUGCAACGUGAUGGACGGCUACUGGACCAUGUAUGAGCACCCCAACUACAAGGGAAGACAGUACUUCAUGAGGCCCGGAGAGUACAGGAGAUUCAGCGACUGGGGAGCAAGCUGUGCCACUGUUGGCUCUUUCAGGACAAUCACUGACUUCUAAAUCACUGCAAAAUCCUUGUCCCCUUAUUUACUCUGUAACCAAAAGUGAAUAAAACGAUCUCUGAGCGCUGA
Acipenser ruthenus (sterlet) is the source of this 1162-nucleotide messenger RNA. RefSeq names its product beta/gamma crystallin domain-containing protein 1-like. Gene Ontology annotation, biological process: lens development in camera-type eye; visual perception. The transcript has 6 exons. The record is from RefSeq and is a predicted model, not a curated record. Gene Ontology annotation, molecular function: structural constituent of eye lens. Lineage: Eukaryota; Metazoa; Chordata; Actinopteri; Acipenseriformes; Acipenseridae. Bases 36 to 1091 code for a protein of 351 amino acids.